AUGACCGCACAGUCCACACGCAAACUCGCACUCGUCGUCGGAGCAGGACCGGGACUCGGCGCUUCCCUCGCUCGCGCAUUCGCACGGCGUGGACAUGCAGUCGCCGUCCUCGCUCGCAGCGCACAGACGGUCCAGUCGGUCGCAGAGGACAUUCGCAAGAACGGUGGAGACGCCGCCCCCUUCGCCUGCGACGUGACGAAGCGCAAUUCGCUUGACGCAGCCCUCGCAGCGAUCAAGAAGCAGUGGCCGAACCAUAAGCUCAAAGCCGCGCUGUUCAACGCGAACUCGCCGUUCAUCAUGACACCGUUCCUCGAGCUGAAGGAGGAAGACGUCAAGCCCGGUGUCGACGUCAACUUCUACGGUGCUUUCCACUUUGCCCAGGUCACGAUUCCGCUCAUGCUCGAAGCGGGCGGCGGGUUCUUGGGCAUCACGGGCGCGACAGCGGCGUUGAAGGGAAGCGCCAAGUUUGCUGCUCUUGCGCCAGGCAAGUUUGCGUUGCGAGGACUUGCGCAAAACCUCGCCCGCGAGUUUGGACCGAAAGGGAUUCACGUCUCGCACAUCAUCGUCGACGGCAUCAUCGAGACGGACCGCGUCAAGGGCAUGAUGGGCGAAGCAAAGGAGCCCGACUCGCGCCUGCAACCCGACGCCAUCGCCGACACCUACGUCCACCUCGCCGAGCAACCGAGGAAUUGCUGGGCUUUCGAACUCGACCUGCGACCCAGUAUCGAGAAGUGGUAG
Rhodotorula toruloides NP11 is the source of this 738-nucleotide messenger RNA. RefSeq names its product short-chain dehydrogenase/reductase SDR family protein. The record is from RefSeq and is a predicted model, not a curated record. The transcript is spliced from 8 exons. Bases 1 to 738 code for a protein of 245 amino acids. NCBI's taxonomy places the organism in Eukaryota, Fungi, Basidiomycota, Microbotryomycetes, Sporidiobolales, Sporidiobolaceae.